ACCAAUUUUGAGCCAAGAAAACAAUAGGUAGGUAUGUGACCGCAAUUUAAAAUGAUGAUACUCUUUACUACAAUAAUAUGCAAAUGAGCCGCGCAAUAUCGGAGGCUGCAUCCGGGCCACGGCAAAGGUAGCGAUCGAAUUUCUGCGGGGGCGUGCGAAUGUCAAGGAACCCUAAUGCUACGUCAUGCGCACGAGUCGCGAGCGGACGGCGAGCGGGCGGCGCGCGGCCCCGCAGUCGCAGACGACAUGGGGGCGCGCGCGCAUGCCCGCAGCCUCUCCGCGCUCCUGCUCCUCGCGAUCAUCGCAAACGGGGAGGACAUCGACUGCCUAAAGGAUGGCCUCUACGCCGAUUACGACACGGAGUGCCGGGAGUACGUCCGAUGCGCUGCGGGAGCGGUGAAGAGGAGGUACACGUGUCCCGCGGGGCGCGCGUUCAGCGAGGUGGCCGGGGCGUGUGUCCCGCAGCGCCGGCAGACGUGCACGAGGCGCGUGUGCGCGGCCGGCGACUCGCUCGCGUACGCCACUCCCGGAACUGCGUGCCGACAGUACUACCGCUGCGACAACGGGACCGUCGUUGACCACGCCUGCCCGCCGGGCCUGUGGUUCGACCUCGAGCGGCAGGCCUGCACCCGCGGAGCGGGGACCUGCUACGAGCCCGUCUGCACCGGCCUGCCCGACGGGGAGUACCCGGACUCGUCGCACGAGUGCCGGCGCCGGCUGCGCUGUCGCGGCGGCGACAUCGAGGCCGUGGUAACCUGCGGCGGCGCGUGCUCGAUCGGCUGCCCCCCGCCCCGCGCCACCGCCGCUGCGCUGCCCGCCGGCGACGCCGACUUCUGCUCGGACGCGGUAUGCUCCUCGCUGUGCCAGCGAAAACCGGACGGGGCCUACGCGGAUCGCCAGACGGGGUGCCGGGAGUACUUCGUGUGCGAGGCGGGGCGGGUGGUCAGGCGCGGCGUAUGCGAGUUCGGGCUGCUAUUCGCAGACAGCGGCUGCGAGCACGCGGCCCGCGCCUCGUGCCCGCCUCCGGCGCGGAGCCCGUGCUUCAACAGGCCGGACGGCCUCCACCGGGACUGGCGGGACUGCUCCUCCUGGAUGGAGUGCCGCCGGGAGCGGGUCGUCUCGCGGGGCUCGUGCGUCCGGGGCCAGGUCUUCGACGGGGAGCGGUGCGCGCCCCGCGGCGCCUUCUACUGCCGGGGGCCGGAGUUCGCGGAGUCGUGCGCGGGGAUGCCGACAGGCCUGUACCAGGACCUGGAGUCGAACUGCACGCAGUACUAUCACUGCGUCGGCGGGCAGCGGACGUCGCUGGCGUGCCCGCGGGGCGAGGUGUACGACGGCGUGCAGUGCGCGCCGGCGCACCAGUACCUGUGUCCGAGCCUGGAGAAGGACUCGUGCUACCGGCGGGCGGACGGGCGCUACCGCACGUCGGACGCGGGCUGCCGCGGCUACUACGUGUGCGCGGGCGGCACGCGCGCGGUGUACGCGUGCCCGGCCGGCAGCGCGUUCGACGGCGACCGCUGCGUGCCCGCGCGCCCGGACGUCUGCCCGCUGGAGGACUACUCCUGUUCCGGCCUCCCCAACGGCUAUCACGCCGAGUUGGAGUCCAAUUGUCACAGGUACUUCUACUGCUCCGGCGGGGACCGGCUGGCGACGCUGUCGUGCCUCGGGGACAAGAUAUUCGACGGGCGCGCGUGCGUGGAGCCGACGGAGCACGAGUGCGGCGCGCCGCGGCGGGGCGAGGCGGGCGGGGGGUACUGCGAGCGGGACGGGUUCUUCGCGCAGCGCGGCACCGCCUGCCGGAGCUACUACUUCUGCGUGAGCGGGUCGCGGACGGCGCUGACGUGCCCGGGCGGGCAGCUGUUCAACGGCGCGAUCUGCGUGCCGGCCGACCAGUACUCGUGCCCGGGCUGAGCGCCCUCCCGCCCCCCGCCACCCGCCCCCUGACAUGCCCGGUCCCGCGCGACACGGCGGAGCCGCGAGAGAUACACGGUGUACCUGAAUACGCUAAGGCUGAACGCUUCCGAGCCGACGUUGCUCGCCCUGUAAAUAUGCUCCCCCUAAUUUAUUGCCUCGGCUAACUUAUUGACUUGCUAUUGUAGUCCCCGGUCUACCUCGUACUAUAAUAAUAGACUAAUUUGUAUUCAUAUUUUUAUUGGCAUAUAAACUUUAAGCAAUUUUAUAGACAUAAUCUAGUGAAUACGGUGACUAUAUUUUACAGUGUACUUCGAAAAAACGCAAAAAGCAAGUUCGUGAAUAAAAAAAUAUUUAUUUUUAUAACGUAAUGUUUUAUAUUGAAUAUAUCUUUGAAUCCAAACAUACUAUAACAAAAGUGUAAUGUUUAUAUUACAUAAUUACAUGC
This is a messenger RNA of Aricia agestis (brown argus), 2356 nucleotides long. RefSeq names its product peritrophin-48-like. Bases 175 to 1908 code for a protein of 577 amino acids. Gene Ontology annotation, cellular component: extracellular region. The transcript has 3 exons. The record is from RefSeq and is a predicted model, not a curated record. NCBI's taxonomy places the organism in Eukaryota, Metazoa, Arthropoda, Insecta, Lepidoptera, Lycaenidae. Gene Ontology annotation, molecular function: chitin binding.